Messenger RNA from Rhododendron vialii, 1060 nucleotides. RefSeq names its product pseudo histidine-containing phosphotransfer protein 6. The transcript is spliced from 5 exons. NCBI's taxonomy places the organism in Eukaryota, Viridiplantae, Streptophyta, Magnoliopsida, Ericales, Ericaceae. Bases 224 to 715 code for a protein of 163 amino acids. Gene Ontology annotation, biological process: phosphorelay signal transduction system; phosphorylation; cytokinin-activated signaling pathway. The record is from RefSeq and is a predicted model, not a curated record. Gene Ontology annotation, cellular component: cytoplasm; nucleus. Gene Ontology annotation, molecular function: histidine phosphotransfer kinase activity; protein histidine kinase binding.
AUUCACAAGUGUACUCUCACAGCCAAAUUAAGCAGACGAGCUGCUGAGAGAGUACUUGAGAGAGAGAGAGAGAGAGAGCGCCUCCCAUCAGUCCCUUUUCUCUCGCAUUUCCCUCCACCAUUAGUCAUAGGAGCAGAGUAGUACAAUUUUUCGAGAGAAUCAAGAAAUCAGCUAGAGAGAGAGUGUAGAGAGAUAAACAGGCAAGACGGGGGUGCCGUUGUGGAUGCUGCUGGGGUUGGGGGCGAACCAGUUGCUUGCCGACAUGAAUCGUUUGCUCUCCUUGCUCUUUCACCAGGGUGUGUUGGAUGAGCAGUUCCUGGAGCUGCAGCAACUUCAGGACGAGACCUCUCCAAACUUCGUAUAUGAUGUUGUCAACAUUUACUUCCAGGAGUCGGAGAAGCUCAUAAGAAACCUCAGAGGACUCCUGGUGGAUAAAGAGUUCUCGGACUACAAGAAAAUGGGUAAACAUUUGAAUCAGUUGAUGGGGAGCAGCUCGAGCAUUGGUGCUAAAAGGGUCAACAACAUAUGCCUUGCCUUUCGCGCUGCGUCCGAGCAGAAUAACAGACCUGCAUGCUUGCGAGCUUUGGAACUGCUAGAGAACGAGUAUUGCUAUCUCAACAACAAACUCCACGAGUUUUUCCAAAUAGAGCAGCAACGAGUACUUGCAGCUGGAGUUAGGUACCCAAUGCCGCCGCAGCAGCAGCAGCACCACUAGACCAAUGGAAGAAUAAGAAAGAGGACUUGACACUGAAUGUCCCAUGUUUGCAAUGUAGAGUUUGUGUCCUUGUUUGAGAUGUAUUCCCUAUGUUUGUCUGUUUUUCUGGAGGGGUUUGUUGUCAGUGAUUACAACAGUAAUAUCGAGCGCUUCUUUACGAAAACUCAAACUCCAAGCGUCUCUAGCUCUUAGAAGAGAGAAUAACAAACCAACCACACUAGAUGUGGUUGUGUAUUCCCCAUGUUAGAAGGGACCUUAGCUAAUGAGAAUGAGAUCAUGGUACUUUGAAUCGCUGCGUGUAUCAAGAUUCUGACAUCAAAUCUAGAGAUUUUUUUUAGCUUUCAA